Vitis vinifera (wine grape) is the source of this 5385-nucleotide messenger RNA. RefSeq names its product probable leucine-rich repeat receptor-like protein kinase At1g35710. Lineage: Eukaryota; Viridiplantae; Streptophyta; Magnoliopsida; Vitales; Vitaceae. The coding region runs from base 33 to 3626 and encodes 1197 amino acids. Gene Ontology annotation, molecular function: ATP binding; protein kinase activity; protein binding. Gene Ontology annotation, biological process: protein phosphorylation. The record is from RefSeq and is a predicted model, not a curated record. The transcript has 6 exons.
CUCCUAAUAACUUCAUUUCUACCAAUUCAACAAUGACCCUUGAAUAUUCUUCAUCCUACUCCUUACUCCCCCGACUCAUCAUCACUCCUUGCUUCUUCAUAUUUCUCCUUUUCCUUUUGUACUCAAUAUCAUCAUUCCAUGUCACUUUUACAUUUGCCUCUACACCUAUCACUUCUUUUUCAAAAGUUGAACAAGAUCAAGAAGCACUCGCUCUUCUAACAUGGAAGGCCAGUCUUGAUAAUCAAACCCAAUCUUUCCUCUUUUCUUGGUCUGGACGCAAUUCUUGCCAUCAUUGGUUCGGAGUGACUUGUCACAGGUCAGGAAGUGUCUCCGAUUUAGACCUUCAAAGUUGCGGUUUGAGAGGUACACUCCAUAAACUCAAUUUUUCAUCACUUUCCAACCUCCUUACUCUUAAUCUUUAUAACAACUCCCUCUAUGGAACCAUUCCAAUCAACAUUGGCAAUCUUUCCAAACUGAUCAUAGUUUUGGACUUUCGUUUCAAUCAUUUCAUUGGUGUGAUAUCUGACCAAUUUGGAUUUCUAACAUCUCUUAGCUUUCUAGCAUUGUCUUCUAAUAAUUUCAAAGGCCCAAUUCCUCCUUCCAUAGGGAACUUGAGGAACUUAACCACAUUGUACCUUAAUUCAAACAACCUAUCUGGUUCUAUUCCUCAAGAAAUUGGAUUGUUGAGAUCUCUUAAUGUUAUUGAUUUGUCAACUAAUAAUCUCAUUGGCUCAAUCCCUCCUUCCAUAGGUAAUUUGAGGAACUUAACCACUUUGCUCCUUCCGAGAAACAAACUAUCUGGUUUUAUUCCUCAAGAAAUUGGAUUAUUGAGAUCUCUUACUGGUAUUGAUUUGUCAACUAACAAUCUCAUUGGUCCAAUCCCUUCUUCCAUAGGUAACUUGAGGAACUUAACCACUUUGUACCUUAAUUCAAACAACCUAUCUGAUUCUAUUCCUCAAGAAAUUACAUUGUUGAGAUCUCUUAAUUAUCUAGUCUUGUCAUAUAACAAUCUCAAUGGUUCACUACCAACUUCCAUAGAAAAUUGGAAGAACUUAAUUAUUUUAUACAUUUAUGGUAACCAACUUUCUGGCUCCAUUCCUGAAGAAAUUGGAUUAUUGACAUCACUUGAGAAUCUUGACUUGGCAAACAACAAUCUUAGCGGUUCAAUACCAGCUUCCUUAGGAAACUUGUCCAAGUUAAGCCUUUUAUAUCUUUAUGGUAACAAACUUUCUGGAUUCAUCCCUCAAGAAUUUGAGUUACUAAGAUCUCUUAUAGUUCUUGAGUUGGGAAGUAAUAAUCUCACUGGUCCAAUCCCUUCUUUUGUAGGAAACUUGAGGAACUUAACCACUUUGUAUCUUUCUCAAAAUGACCUUUCUGGUUAUAUCCCUCGAGAAAUCGGAUUGUUGAGAUUGCUUAAUAUUCUUGACUUAUCAUUUAACAAUCUCAGUGGUUCAAUACCAGCUUCUAUAGGAAACUUGUCCAGCUUAACCACUUUGGCUCUUCAUUCCAACAAACUCAGUGGUGCCAUUCCCCGAGAAAUGAAUAAUGUCACUCAUUUGAAAUCUUUGCAGAUAGGUGAGAAUAACUUCAUUGGCCACCUACCACAAGAGAUAUGCCUUGGUAAUGCUCUUGAAAAAGUUUCAGCCGCAAGGAACCAUUUCACUGGUCCUAUUCCAAAGAGCUUGAAAAAUUGCACUAGCUUAUUCAGAGUUAGGCUUGAAAAAAACCAACUUACUGGAGACAUAGCCGAAAGUUUUGGUGUAUACCCUAAUCUAAAUUAUAUUGAUCUGAGCAAUAACAAUUUUUAUGGUGAGCUUUCUGAGAAAUGGGGGGAGUGCCACAUGCUCACAAACCUGAACAUCUCCAAUAACAAAAUUUCUGGUGCUAUACCACCUCAACUUGGGAAAGCAAUUCAACUGCAACAACUUGAUCUCUCCUCAAAUCAUCUAAUUGGGAAGAUCCCAAAAGAAUUGGGUAUGCUUCCUUUACUGUUCAAGCUGUUGCUAGGCAACAACAAACUUUCAGGAAGUAUUCCUCUGGAAUUGGGAAACUUAUCCGAUCUUGAAAUCCUUGACUUGGCAUCAAACAACUUAAGCGGUCCAAUUCCCAAGCAACUGGGAAACUUCUGGAAAUUAUGGUCCUUGAACAUGAGCGAGAAUAGAUUUGUGGAUAGCAUUCCUGACGAAAUUGGAAAGAUGCAUCAUCUUCAAAGUCUCGAUCUUAGUCAAAAUAUGCUGACAGGAGAGAUGCCACCGCGGCUUGGAGAAUUACAGAACCUGGAAACGUUGAAUCUCUCCCACAACGGGCUAUCUGGCACCAUUCCACACACGUUUGAUGAUUUGAGAAGUUUGACAGUUGCUGAUAUAUCCUACAAUCAAUUGGAAGGUCCUCUCCCCAACAUCAAUGCCUUUGCUCCAUUUGAGGCAUUCAAAAAUAAUAAAGGUCUGUGUGGUAAUAAUGUCACUCAUCUCAAGCCAUGUAGUGCUAGUCGAAAGAAGGCCAACAAGUUUUCUAUUUUGAUCAUAAUACUCCUCAUUGUGAGCAGUCUAUUGUUCUUAUUUGCUUUUGUUAUUGGCAUUUUUUUUCUUUUCCAAAAAUUGAGGAAGAGAAAAACCAAGUCUCCAAAAGCAGAUGUUGAAGAUCUAUUUGCAAUAUGGGGCCAUGAUGGGGAAUUGCUGUAUGAACACAUCAUACAGGGGACCGACAAUUUCAGUUCGAAGCAGUGUAUUGGCACUGGAGGAUAUGGUACUGUUUACAAGGCUGAGUUGCCAACAGGUCGGGUUGUUGCUGUGAAAAAGCUUCACUCAUCACAAGAUGGAGAUAUGGCUGAUUUGAAAGCUUUCAAAAGCGAGAUUCAUGCUUUAACACAGAUAAGGCAUCGCAAUAUCGUCAAGCUUUAUGGCUUCAGUUUAUUUGCAGAGAACUCAUUUUUGGUUUAUGAGUUUAUGGAAAAGGGAAGCUUGCGAAGCAUUCUAAGAAACGACGAAGAAGCAGAAAAAUUAGAUUGGAUUGUGAGGCUAAACGUUGUUAAAGGCGUGGCUAAAGCUUUAUCUUAUAUGCACCAUGAUUGCUCACCUCCUAUAAUUCAUCGAGACAUAUCAAGUAACAAUGUUUUGUUAGAUUCAGAAUAUGAAGCUCAUGUAUCUGACUUUGGCACAGCUAGGCUUUUAAAGUCAGACUCAUCUAAUUGGACUUCAUUUGCAGGAACUUUUGGUUAUACUGCUCCAGAACUUGCAUACUCAAUGAAGGUGGAUUAUAAAACCGAUGUUUAUAGUUACGGUGUUGUAACAUUGGAAGUAAUUAUGGGGAGGCAUCCUGGAGAACUCAUCUCAUCCCUGUUAUCAUCAGCGUCCUCCUCAUCUACAUCACCAUCAACUGCCGACCAUUUCCUGUUGAAUGAUGUGAUAGACCAGCGCCCCUCACCUCCUGUGAAUCAAGUGGCAAAGGAAGUAGAGGUUGCAGUGAAGUUGGCAUUUGCAUGCUUGCGUGUUAAUCCCCAAUCUCGGCCAACUAUGCAACAAGUUGCUCGAGCACUCUCAACACAGUGGCCACCAUUGUCGAAACCGUUUUCCAUGAUUACAUUGCUUGAGCUGCAGGAUCAUGGUCAUGGGGGUGAAACUAGCUGAGGGUCCUCACUUCUCCAUGUAAAUUUGUUAUCAAUUGAUUAUUACUGUAAAAGCUUAUAUUGGGUGAAGUAAGAAGAUUUAUCAGGUCUGAGGAAGUUUCAGCAGAUAAGGCAUACUGUUAUGACAUCCAUGGGGGUGGAAUGUGCAGGUGUACUACCGUGAAGAGACCCAUUCUGUUCCUGUUGAGAUGAAGAGGGGAAAUGUGAUGUCCUUGCAACCUUUGGAACAUAUUUUUGUUUGAAGGGUCCCUCAAGCAGUUGACGUGAGGGGUCUAAUCAAGGUGAAGAGCCUGCUGAAUAUGAAGAGCCUGCUGGGGAUGCACUUAAAUUCAAUCAUCCAGAAUUAUUGAUGUGUGUUAACAAUUGCAGUUCGAUCCUGAGGGCUGUCGUGGAGGAGCGUGGGAAUGUCAGAUGACUGUGUCUCUACUUCUGAGGCUGCCAAAUAAUCUGCAUCACCGGAUGCUUGGACAAGUUGAUUUUAUCAACGGGGGGCCUCCAUGCCCGGUUUGAUCAGCUUCUGCUCUGUUUUUUUACUCUAUUCUAGGAGCUAAAACAAGGCUGCCAUCUUCACAGGGUUUCUCUGGGAUGAAUCCAUGUAACCAAAGUAACUGGAGUAAAGUCCAGGGUGAAAUGAUCCUGGCCUUCUUAUCCUUUGCCGAUUACUUUCAGCCAAGGUUCUUCCUGCUCGAGCAUGUGAGGAACUUCAUGUCUUUCAACAAAGGACAGGCAUUCCGUCAAACUCUAGUAUGGUAGAGCAGUCUAUGAAGCAUUCAUCAGCAUUAUGACAUUGUAAAUUCCCCUCUUGGUCUUGAGCUAUGGCCACAACUGUUGAGGGUUUUGCAGAUUUUUCCAAAAUUUUGUCUCUAACAUUGAAUCAGAUCCCAUCCUGUUGGGUCCCCCUGAUGUAAUUUUUCACAAAACUGGAAAACCCAGACAGGGUUUAGAAUUUAGGAGGCCAGCAAAAGAUGAGGAUUGAACUGAAUACGAGAUGUAUUGACUCCAAUUGCAAAGCUGAAAUUUGAACAGAGAAUAGAGGAUUUUACGUUCUAGACGUGAGGGGCUUAUAUCUAGGAAAAUAAAGUGGGAGCUUCAGGUAAUACUCUUUUAAGCCUGAUAUGGAAACUUUCUGUUUGUGUCUCACAGGAUAUACCUCUGGUGUCAGUAACUCUGGAGGUUUGAAGGCGCGUCAUGGAGCCAUGGGCCCAAUUGCAUGGGGCGUGCUCCUUCCAAGAUACUUCAAGCAUCAUGAUCCUCAAUGGUUUUAUCUUCAUAUCUUGAUCCAGAUUGUGAGUUUUCUUCUGGAUUUUGCUACUGUUGUCGUAGGAAGGACACUCUACAAUGGACUGGAGUCCGAUCGCAUUUGCAAAUUCAAGAUUCAGACCCCUCGAAUCCUUAGUGCUUUUCCUUAGCAUUCUUCAGGUAAUGGCAUUGAUUCUAAGUUUACUUCAGGUAAUGCUGAAAACAUCACUGGGUAGGGAGACUUGCUCUCUUCUUGGGAGCUCUGAAUAUUGUGAUUGGACUUUUAGUGGCAGAAGCAGGCUCGGGGUGGAAAAUACGAUAUGGGUUUCUUGUAUCCUUCAUUCUUGUGACAGUCACCGUUUUGAACGUAUCCUUGGGGCUGCGGAGGUCCAAGAAGGCAAAUGACUCCUGUUUUUGGAUGUAAUUAGGUUUUUUGUUCAUGUGUCUGCACCUUUUUUAGGACCCUAACAUGUAAUCUUUUCAUCUUUUUAAUAGAUCAUUGAGAGUGAUAAUUUUCAAAA